Molecule: messenger RNA, 8810 nt
Organism: Sinocyclocheilus grahami
Lineage: Eukaryota; Metazoa; Chordata; Actinopteri; Cypriniformes; Cyprinidae
Product: nipped-B-like protein B
Exons: 47
Biological process (GO): regulation of gene expression; chromatin looping; digestive tract development
Cellular component (GO): Scc2-Scc4 cohesin loading complex
Molecular function (GO): cohesin loader activity; chromatin binding
Source: RefSeq, a predicted model, not a curated record
CCGGUCGGCAUUUUGUUCUGCGAGAGAGAGAGGGAGUCUGUGUGGAUUCUUUUAUGAGCGCCCAGGAACCUUUCGGCACCGAAUCGUUUUCUGCCAUCGUCCGGAGUAAAGUGCGAGCUUCCGCGGACGCCUACGAGAGGAAUGACCGCCUCCAGUCCGUCUUCAUGUUCGCAGUGAGAGGAAGCGGUGCGACCCGGAUUAUUGUUGUGAGAGGGACACAGCGAGCCCGAACCCCCCACCUUCACCUUUCAACAACAGAGCCUCAGCGAAAGAUGUAAAGGUGGAUCAGUGAGCAGCGACACUGAGCGACCUGUGCAUCCACGCGAGCUCCCUGCCCUUCUUCAGCAUGAAUGGGGAUAUGCCUCAUGUUCCUAUCACCACUCUCGCUGGGAUCGCAAGCCUCACUGACCUGUUAAAUCAGCUGCCUCUCCCUUCCCCUCUACCUGCCACCACCACUAAGAGCCUGCUAUAUAAUGGGAGGAUCGCUGAGGAGGUCAGCUGUCUGCUGUCCCGGCGGGAUGACACUCUUGUGUCCCAGCUGGCCCACAGCCUCAACCAGGUGUCCACCGAGCACAUAGAGCUGAAGGACAACUUGGGCAGUGAUGACCCAGAAGGAGAUGUGCCUCUACUGCUACAGACGGUGCUGUCCAGGAACCCCAAUGUCUUCAGGGAGAAAAGUACGCCCACCCGAUACGGGGUUCAGGGCGGUUUAAUGCAACAGCCAAUGAUACCACCGUACAAGAUGCCUCAGAAUUCAAUGCAUGGAAGCCCGGCAUCAAACUACCAGCAAACCACUAUAACUUCGAGCCCUCCCAGCCGAUAUGUUCAACCUCAGGCGGGCUCUGGUACCAGGUACAUGCCCCAGCAGAACAGCCCAGUGCCCAGCCCGUAUGCGCCACAGAGCCCCGCAGACUACAUGCAUUACAGCUACCCUCAGCACCAACAGAUCCAGCAAGUAUCUGUAUCCAGUCCGAUAGUUCCUAGUGGCAUGAGGAACAUCCAUGACAACAAGGUCUCCUGUCAAGUGUCGGGUAACUCCAACCAUAAUGCGAGGCUUUGCUCCAACGAUGAGUACAUCAGCAUCGUCCAGAGACUUGGAAAUGAUGAGAGUGACCCCGCUAUGAGAAAUGCCUCUUUUCCUGUACGUUCCGUCUGCUCCCCUGCAGGAAGUGAAGGAACUCCGAAAGUUGGAUCUCGGCCGCCCUUGAUUCUUCAGUCUCCUCCACCCUACACCUCCCCAAGAGAUGCUGCUCCUGACCUCCUGUUGGACUCUCCCGAACGGAAAAAGAAGCAGAAAAAGUUAAUGAAAGAUGAGGGGGGUAAAGGUGCAUUGUAUGACAUUGUCAGCUCACCCACUAAAGACUCCACAAAGCUAACAAUAAAGUUGUCUCGAGUGAAGUCUUCUGAGACUGAGCAGUCAGCUGAACCGUUGUCGGCGGUAGAGCAUGGCUCAGAUGCUGAGAAUGAACUAUCGUGCAAUAGCUUACCAUAAGAUGGUUCUGAAUCCACUGGGGUCUUGCGGCUUAAAUCAAAGACAGAUGGAGAGGUGCAGAAGACUGUAGAUGGUCGUCCAGAAGUCAUCAAGCAACGGGUGGAGACUAUGCCACAGAAAACCGCUUCAGAUGGACGACCAGAAACUCCCAAACACAAGCACGAGAACCGCCGGGAGAUCUCCAACAAAGUUAGUUCGGAAAAGAAAUCGGAUCCCUCCAAGCACAGACAUGACGGUAAACCUGACAAAGUGAGGCCUGAGGGAAAAUGUCAUGAAACUCCCAGAAAACAGGAAGGACGGUCGGAGUCGACUCGAGAGAGCAAAGGGGAGAGGCAAAAAGAUCGGGAAAAUGAAGGCUCUAAAGUCCGACGACCAGACACAUCUAAGUCCAGCCGGGUAGAGCACAACAGGGAUGUAGAUCGGGACCAGGAACGGGAAAAAGAAGGGGAAAAUCGGGACAAGGAGCGAGAGAAAGAUCGAGACAAGGUGCGGGACAAGGAGCAGGAGAAAGAUCAGGACAAGCUGCGGGAGAAAGAUCGGGACAAGCUGCGGGAGAAAGAUAGGGACAAGGUGCGAGAAAAAGAUCGGGACAAAGACCGAGAGAAAGACAGAGACAAGGAGCGUGUUAAAACUCGGGACAAGGAGCGGGUAAAAGAUCGGGACAAGGAGCGGGUAAAAGAUCGGUACAGGGAACGAGAAAAAGAUCAGGACAAGGAACGGGAGAGGGUCCGGGACAAAGAUCGGGAUCGAGACCAAGAAAAGAAACGACACACAGAAUCAACAGAGGCCCGGGACAAGCGGUCUCCUGAGCAGCGCUCCCGUCCUGACAGUCCACGGGUGAAGCAGGAACCUCGUAGUGGAGCAGAAUCCCGAACAAAACCUGAACGGUCAGUCCACAAAACUAACAAAGACGAGAAACGGAGUGGAGACAAGAACCGACUCGAUGGACACAGGCCUCCGUCCUCGGACAGUAAAACAGUAGAAUUUCCCAACUACCUACUGGGGGGCAAAUCAAGUGCAUUAAAGAACUUUGUCAUUCCCAAGUUGAAACGGGACAAAGAUGGUAACGUGAUGCAAGAAAUGCGACGAGAGCUGUUUUCCGAGCCACUUGUGAAAUUAGAAAAACUGGACCUGGUGGAGGACCUCAAUAAGGGCGCCAAACCUGUUGUUGUUCUGAAGAAACUUUCCAUUGAUGAGGUCCAGAAAUUGAUCAGUAAUUCGCGCAGCAAGUCAAGCAAGAGCAAGUUGUCUUAUGGAAAAUUUGGAGAGAUGGAUUCCCGCGCACCACUGUGUGAGAGGGUGAAAAUGAAUAAACGCAGACGCAGCUCCACUAAUGACAAGCCCAAGUAUGCUGAAGUCAGCUCAGAUGAUGACAGUAGCUCUGGCAACAACUCACUGAGUGCAUUAAAGAACUUCGUCAUUCCCAAGUUGAAACGGGACAAAGAUGGUAACGUGAUGCAAGAAAUGCGACGAGAGCUGUUUUCCGAGCCACUUGUGAAAUUAGAAAAACUGGACCUGGUGGAGGACCUCAAUAAGGGCGCCAAACCUGUUGUUGUUCUGAAGAAACUUUCCAUUGAUGAGGUCCAGAAAUUGAUCAGUAAUUCGCGCAGCAAGUCAAGCAAGAGCAAGUUGUCUUAUGGAAAAUUUGGAGAGAUGGAUUCCCGUGCACCACUGUGUGAGAGGGUGAAAAUGAAUAAACGCAGACGCAGCUCCACUAAUGACAAGCCCAAGUAUGCUGAAGUCAGCUCAGAUGAUGACAGUAGCUCUGUAGAACAAAUGAUGGACUCCUCCACGUUCAAGAGAUUUUCCACCAGUGUUGACAACAUUCUUGAAAACCUUGAAGACGUGGACUUGACAUUGUUAGAUGAUGACGAGAUUCCUCAGGAGCUGCUCCUCGGAAAACACCAGUUGUCGGAGUUGAGCAGUGAAUCAGCCAAAAUAAAGGCUAUGGGCAUCAUGCAUAAGAUUCCUACUGAUAAGAUGGUGAAGGUCCAGAGUAUUUUGGAAAAAAAUAUUCAGGAUGGUGCGAAGCUCUCCACCCUCAUGAAUCAUGACAACGACAGGGACGACGAGGAGCGUUUGUGGCGUGACCUCAUCAUGGAACGUGUCACCAAAUCUGCUGAUGCUUGUCUGACGGCUCUUAACAUCAUGACCUCAGCACGAAUGCCGAAGGCUGUUUACAUUGAGGAUGUUAUCGAGAGGGUCGUGCAGUACACCAAGUUCCAUCUACAGAACACGUUGUACCCGCAGUACGACCCCGUCUACAGGGUGGACCCUCGUGGUGGUCAGUUUUGGACAUUAAAACAGUGGCCACAAAGUGUUAUACGACAAGAUGUCUCGUCUCUAGGUAUCACUCCAUUCUUUGUUGAGAAUGUGAGUGAGCUGCAGCUUUGUGCCAUUAAACUAGUGACGGCUGUGUUUUCUAGAUACGAGAAGCACAGGCAGCUGAUCCUGGAGGAGAUCUUCACCUCUCUUGCAAGACUGCCAACCAGCAAGAGAAAUUUGAGAAAUUUCAGACUGAACAGCAGUGACGUGGAUGGGGAGCCCAUGUACAUUCAGAUGGUGACGGCGCUGGUUCUGCAACUCAUUCAGUGUGUGGUCCAUCUACCUUCUGAUAAGGAUUUUGAUGAUGAUAAUGACAGAAAGGUUGAUAAGGAUGUAUUAAUCACAAACUCGUAUGAGACUGCAAUGAGGACAGCACAAAACUUCCUCUCCGUUUUCCUCAAAAAGUGUGGUAGUAAGCAAGGUGAGGAUGACUACAGGCCACUGUUUGAGAACUUUGUUCAGGAUCUACUGUCCACAGUGAAUAAACCUGAUUGGCCAGCUGCAGAGCUGCUGCUGAGCCUUCUGGGAAGGCUGCUGGUUCAUCAAUUCAGUAAUAAGCAGACAGAGAUGGCUUUGAGAGUGGCCUCUUUGGAUUAUUUGGGCACAGUGGCUGCACGUCUUCGCAAAGAUGCUGUCACCAGCAAAAUGGACCAGCGUUCAAUCAACCGCAUCCUCGGAGAGAGCUCAGGUGGCGAUGAGAUUCAGCAGCUGCAGAAGGCUCUGCUGGGUUACCUGAACGAGAAUGUAGAGACUGACCCGUCACUAUUGUUUGCGCGAAAGUUCUACAUCGCGCAGUGGUUCAGGGACACCAGCACUGAGACAGAGAAAGCCAUGAAAUCGCAGAGUCAGAGGGACGACGACUCGUCCGAUGGGGCGCACCAUGCAAGGGACGUCGAGACCACUAGUGAGAUCUUGCAGAAAGCCGAAGCGCGCAAGAAGUUCCUCCGGUCUGUUAUCAAGACCACGGCAUCGAAAUUCAGCUCUCUGAGAGUAAACUCGGAUACUGUCGACUAUGAGGACUCGUGUCUUAUUGUGCGAUAUCUGGCCUCCAUGAGGCCGUUUGCACAGAGCUUUGAUAUUUAUCUCACACAGAUUUUGAGAGUCCUUGGUGAAAGUGCCAUCGCGGUGAGAACUAAAGCGAUGAAAUGUCUUUCUGAAGUGGUUGCAGUGGAUCCGAGGAUUCUGGCACGGUCGGACAUGCAGCGGGGAGUUCAUGGCCGACUGAUGGACAAUUCCACCAGUGUGAGAGAAGCUGCGGUAGAGCUGCUGGGGCGCUUCGUACUGAGUCGACCACAGCUAACUGAACAGUAUUAUGACAUGCUGAUCGAGCGCAUCCUGGACACAGGCAUCAGUGUGAGGAAGAGAGUUAUUAAAAUUCUACGGGACAUCUGUCUGGAGCAGCCCACCUUCAACAAGAUCACAGAGAUGUGUGUAAAGAUGAUCAGGAGGGUCAAUGACGAAGAAGGCAUCAAGAAAUUGGUAAAUGAGACAUUUCAGAAGCUCUGGUUCACCCCAACACCUAAUCAUGAUAAAGAGGCCAUGACUCGCAAGAUUCUCAACAUCACCGACGUGGUCGCUGCAUGCAAGGAUUCCGGUUACGACUGGUUCGAACAACUCCUUCAGAAUCUGCUAAAGUCAGAAGAGGAUGCCUCGUACAAACCGGCCAGGAAGGCUUGUGCUCAGCUGGUGGACAGUCUCGUAGAUCAUAUUCUGAAAUACGAGGAGUCUCUCGCUGACUGUGAGAAUAAGGGGUUGACAUCCGAUCGCCUAGUGGCAUGUAUCACAACGCUGUACCUGUUUAGCAAGAUCCGACCCCAGUUGAUGGUGAAACAUGCCAUGACUAUGCAGCCAUACCUGACCACAAAGUGUAAUACUCAGAGUGAUUUUAUGGUGAUCUGUAAUGUGGCUAAAAUCCUGGAGCUCGUUGUUCCUUUGAUGGACCAUCCGAGUGAAAACUUCCUCACCACCAUCGAAGAAGACCUGAUGAAACUCAUCAUCAAAUACGGCAUGACGGUUGUGCAGCACUGCGUGAGUUGUCUUGGUGCGGUUGUCAAUAAGGUCACCCAUAACUACAAGUUUGUGUGGUCUUGUUUCAACCGAUACUAUGGAGCACUAAACAAGCUGAAGUUGCAGCAUCAGGAAGACUCGAACAGCACUGUACUGGUCUCUAAUAAACCCGCUCUACUGCGUUCACUCUUCACUGUGGGUGCCCUAAGCCGACACUUCGACUUUGACCAAGAGGAGUUCAAAGGCAGUAAUAAGGUGGUCAUAAAAGACAAAGUGCUGGAGCUGUUGCUGUAUUUCACUAAAAAUGAGGAUGAGGAGGUGCAGACCAAGGCCAUCAUUGGUCUAGGCUUCCUGUUAAUCCAGCACCCAGGGCUAAUGUUUGCUUCAGAUGUGAAAAACCUCUACAACUGCCUCCUGGCUGACAGGAAAACGUCAUUGAAUCUGAAGAUCCAGGUGCUAAAGAAUCUGCAGACAUACCUGCAGGAGGAAGACUCGCGCAUGCAGGAAGCCGACAGGGAGUGGAAGAAGAUGUCUAAGCAGGAGGACUUAAAGGAGAUGGGUGACAUCUCAUCUGGCAUGAGCAGUUCUAUCAUGCAGCUCUACCUCAAGCAGGUGCUGGAGAGCUUUUUCCACACGCAAUCCAGCGUAAGGCACUUUGCCCUCAAUGUAAUCGCCCUGACACUCAGCCAAGGCCUCGUUCAUCCUGUACAGUGCGUUCCGUAUCUUAUUGCAAUGGGAACCGACUCGGAACCUACUAUGAGGAAUAAAUCUGAUCAACAGCUGGUGGAGAUUGAUAAGAAAUACACAGGAUUCAUUCACAUGAAGGCUGUGGCGGGGAUGAAGAUGUCCUAUCAGGUGCAGCAAGCCAUCGUGGAUUCAAAGGACACAGUAAUCAGGGGUUUCCGACAGGAUGAGACAAACAUGGCUCUUUGCUCUCACCUCUACACCAUGGUGCGCGUAAACAGACAACACCGCAGGGCUUUCCUCAUCUCGCUGCUCAACCUGUUUGAUGACAACACGAAGUCAGACGUGAACUUGCUGCUGUAUACCGCAGACAAUCUCGCCUGCUUCCCAUUUCAGAGUCAGGAAGAGCCGCUGUUCAUCAUGCACCAUGUAGACAUCACACUAUCAGUGUCCGGCAGCAACCUGCUGCAGUCCUUCAAAGAGUCUUUGCUAAAAGAGCCUAGACCACGGGAAAAGAAGAAAAAACGAGGGAAAAAAUAUGGCUCUGAGGAAGAGGAUGAGAGUAGCAGAGGAAGCAGCAGUGAUAGCAGCGAUGAUAGUAGCAGAGGAAGCAGCAGUGAUAGCAGCGAUGAUGUCAUCCGUCGGCCCAAGAAACCCAGACGAUCCACCGCAGUGAACUCUGACUCAGAUUCAGACCUCGACUUGGAGGACGUAGACAAGGUCAUGCAGCGUCUACCUGACAACCCCGAGCCCUUACUGGAUUUUGCCAAUGCCUCUCAGGGCAUCUUGCUGCUCCUGAUGCUCAAGCAGCACCUUAAGAACCUCUACGGCUUCUCUGACAGUAAAAUUCAGAAGUACUCGCCUACGGAAUCUGCAAAGGUUUAUGAUAAGGCUGUAAACAGGAAGGCCAAUGUGCAUUUUAACCCACGGCAGACACUGGACUACCUGACGAACAACCUGUCCAAUGCAGAUCUUACUUACGAUGUCAAGAGGAGAGUCGUCAGACAGUAUUUAGAUUUUAAGGUACUGAUGGAGCGCUUGGACCCAGAUGAGGAAGAUGAGGAAGGGGACGCUUCAGCCAGUAUCCACGCCAGAAAUAAAGCCAUCACUGCUCUACUAGGAGGCUCCAGCCCCAAGAAUAAUGCUGCCGACUCGUACGACGACGACAGUGAUGUGGACGAAAAGGCUCCUGGGUCGUCACGGAGAUCCAGAAGAGGCGGAGAUUCCGCAGAGGCAUCAGGUCACAUGAACGAAACGGUAAAAGCCAUGGACGUCAUCGCUAUCUGCUGCCCCAAGUACAAGGACCGGCCGCAGAUAGCGCGCGUUAUUCAGAAGACAAGCACAGGCUACAGCAUUCGCUGGAUGGCCGGCUCGUACUCCGGCACCUGGGCGGAGGCCAAGAAACGCGACGGACGUAAACUGGUGCCUUGGGUGGACACUAUAAAGGAGUCUGACAUUAUUUACAAGAAAAUUGCCUUGACAAGCGCACACAAACUGUCCAACAAAGUAGUGCAGACUUUACGUUCACUGUACGCAGCCAAGGAAGGAACUUCCAGCUAAUUAAAUCUGUAAUAACUCUGGAACUGUUACACCCAACAGACUUUCAGCAGCCAAACUUCAUCAGGAUUUAACGUUUUGUAAACUUAAGUCGGAGAGAAAAGAGUACUACAGACUCACAGGUUUUAAGAUCCAAGGCAGGAACUGGUCGAAUUCAAGAACGACGAUUUUAAAAAGUGUGGUCUGUUUGGAAAUGUAGAUGUGAUUCCUGUACAUCUUUUAAGUUAAACGGAAAAGAAAGAAACAGAGCUCCUUCGCUGUUGUGCAGCAACUUGGUUGUUUGAAUUUUUUCCCCCCUCCACUGUAUCAUAGUUUAACACAAAACAGAAACAAAAAAUGUUUAUAUCUCUGACGAAAAAAAAAAUCUGUUUAAAGAAAUAAACCUAAAGUGAAUGUUGGAAAUUAGUCUGUUGAUGUUCUUAAUAAAGUGACCUUGGAGUUUAACCUAGCACCGGAUGGAUUUCUUUAGCUUAGCUCAGUUUCCAGGGAAAUAAACUUUUAAACAUCUCCUCUGCUUUAUGUUCUACUUCUUUUGUGCUGUAAAAUGGAGUCUCCUGGACAUAAUUUAUUCGGUUGAAAGCAGAGCAUGCAGUAUCUGUCGCCUACAUGGAAGGGAGGGUUUUUUGUAAAUCUAGAUUUUGAUGUACUGGGUCAGGAUUUGAGUCUCUACACCCCACAGUGGGACGAGGGACCCCCAGCAUGUGUGGAGGAACAAAUACUGCAAUAAAUUUUUUACUUCUCUUUG